AUGAAGAGAGAAAACCACCUCGUUCUCAUCUUACUCUUCUUCCUGAUGCAAGUCAGAGAAGCACAGAUUACGGCAACCGAAGUUAAAAUUGGAAUCGUGUACGAUGUCGGAAUGGCAACCACCAACAUGAGUUUGCUCUGUAUCAACAUGUCUCUCUCUGAUUUCUACUCUUCUCAUCCAGAAACCCGGACAAGGCUCGUAACUACUAUUGUUGACUCCAAAACCGACGUUAUUACAGCAGCAGCAGCAGCUCUUGAUCUGAUAACGAAUGAGGAAGUGAAAGCAAUUAUAGGGCCACGGACUUCGAUGCAGGCUCAAUUCAUGAUUGAGGUGGGACAAAAAUCUCAGGUGCCGAUUGUUUCAUAUUCUGCAACGAGUCCCUUCCUUGCUUCCAUUCACAGUCCAUACUUCUUUCGGGCUACGUAUGAUGAUUCAUCUCAAGUGCAAGCCAUUAAAGAAAUCAUCAAAGUUUUUGGGUGGAGAGAGGUUGCUCCUGUUUACGUUGACAACACCUUUGGAGAAGGCAUCAUGCCUCGUCUUACCGAUGCUUUACAAGAGAUUAACGUCCAUAUACCUUAUAGGGCCGUGAUCUCUCCCAUCGCCACAGAUGAUGAAAUCUCCUUGGAACUUCUCCGGAUGAUGACUCUACCCACUAGAGUAUUUGUAGUACAUUUUUUUGGAUUGCUCGCCUUCAGAGUUUUUGCCAAAGCAAAGGAACUUGGUUUGAUGAAACAAGGAUAUGUUUGGAUCCUAACAAACGCCAUUUCCGAUGUUCUGAGCACCAUUAACGAGGCGGCAAUGGAAACAAUGCAAGGGGUAUUGGGUGUAAAGACUUAUGUCCCAAGAUCCGAUGAGCUUCAAACAUUUAGAUCUCGAUGGAAGAAGCAGUUCCCAAUCUCUGACCUGAGCGUGUAUGGAUUGUGGGCUUAUGAUGCCACCACUGCACUGGCAUUGGCCAUCGAAGAAGCUGGGACAUCAGAUUUGACUUUUGUCAAGACAGAUGCCAUGAGGAACAUGUCUGAACUUCAAGGUCUAGGUGUAUCCCAAUAUGGUCAAAACCUUAUCCAAACACUAUCUAAAGUUCGGUUCAAAGGUCUUGCUGGUGACUUCCAAUUUAUCAAAGGAGAACUGCAGCCGUCAGUGUUUGAGAUUGUUAACGUGAAUGAGAAUGGAGGAAGAACCAUAGGAUUCUGGAUGAAAGAACACGGUCUCUUGAAGAACGUGGACCACAAUCCAGCUACCAUUUUCUCUACUUGGCAAGAUCGACUAAGACCAAUUAUAUGGCCUGGAGAAACCACUUCCGUACCCAAAGGAUGGGAGAUCCCGACAAAUGGGAAAAAGCUGCAGAUUGCAGUCCCAGUUAAUAACGAUUUCGAGCAAUUUUUGAAGGCUGCAAGGGAUUCUAACACCAAUUCAACAACUUUCACCGGCUUCUGCAUCGACUACUUUGAGGCUGUAAUUCAAGCCAUGCCCUAUGAUGUUUCCUAUGACUUCAUUCCUGUAGAAGGUGUCACUUAUGAUACAUUAGUCUACCAAGUGAAUCUCGGGAAAUACGACGCUGUGGUGGCAGAUACAACAAUAACGGCAAAUCGGUCGCUGUAUGUUGACUUCUCAUUGCCAUACACACCAUCAGGGAUAGGUCUGGUCGUCCCUGUUAAAGACAGUGUUAAAAGAAGCAGUACCAUCUUUCUGAUGCCUUUGACGGUGGAACUUUGGUUAAUCACCCUUUUCUUCUUUUUCAUCAUUGGCCUUGUCGUAUGGAUUCUUGAACAUAGGGUAAACCCAGCCUUUGGUGGGCCUGGCGAGUUCCAAAUCAGCACUAUAUUCUGGUUUGCGUUCUCCAUCAUGGUGUUUGCGCCGAGAGAAAGAGUGCUCAGCUUCUGGGCGAGGCUCGUGGUUAUCAUCUGGUACUUCUUAGUGCUUAUAUUGACUCAGAGUUACACCGCAAGUUUGGCGUCCCUUCUCACAUCACAGCAGCUUCAUCCAACGAUAACCAACAUAAACAGCUUGCUGGCAAGAGGAGAGCUUGUGGGGUAUCAAAGAAGUUCUUUCAUGUCGCGAAGACUCAAUGAAUCAGGUUUCUCACAGGCCAGUCUUGUACCCUAUGGGUCUGCAGAAGAGUGUGACGAGCUACUGAGCAAAGGACACCAAAAGGGAGGUAUAUCUGCAGCUUUCAUGGAAGUACCAUAUGUGAGAGUCUUUCUCGGACAAUACUGUAACAAGUAUAAAAUGGUUCAAACACCAUUCAAGGUUGAUGGAUUAGGCUUCGUCUUUCCCAUUGGAUCCCCUCUAGUGGCUGACAUUUCAAGGGCCAUUCUAAAAGUGAAAGAGUCGAGCAAGGCGAUCCAACUUGAGAACGCAUGGUUCAAGAACAUUGAUGCAAGUUGCCCAGAUCCACUCACAAACCCCGACCCGAAUCCCACUGUGUCCUUCCGCCAACUUGGCAUUGAUAGCUUUUGGGUUUUGUUUCUUGCUGCCGCCAUCGUUUGUGCUAUAGCUUUGGGGAAAUUUGUGUUUUACUUCAUGAAGGAGGACCCGGAUCAAAGAAACCUGCGAGAAUUGUGGAAAAGGUUUCUUCAGCCAGAUCAAAAUUCAUACAUAAACGAAGUGACGAAAAGUAAAUCCACCUCAAGUCAAGUUACGCCAGAGAAUAGUAACCAUGAAGAAACAAACAAUGGCGGUCAAAGUUAG
Microthlaspi erraticum is the source of this 2691-nucleotide messenger RNA. The record is from the annotation of a GenBank genome assembly. NCBI's taxonomy places the organism in Eukaryota, Viridiplantae, Streptophyta, Magnoliopsida, Brassicales, Brassicaceae.